AAUUCAAACAACUGGAUAAGAAUGCAUUGUUUAGAGAAGUCACCGAGCAAAUCUGGCAGGACAUUAUCUCUGGCGCCGCAGUAAAUUCACCUUUUCUUCUCACACGGUUUAUUCUCAUCACUUUUGCCGAUUUGAAAAAAUAUAAAUACCAUUUUUGGUUUGGAUUUCCAGCCUUACUUACCGAGCCACCCUGGAUAAUUGAAGAUAAUGAAGUCAAAAGCGUUGGCAGUGUAUGGGACGAGAAAGACGUAGGAACAUUCAAGAAAAAUUAUGAAUUAUUUACACAAGGGCAUCCCAGCACAUGCAUAGGGUUUUUCCUUGUCAAAAAGGUUGACAACGGAGAAAUAGAGGUUGGUGGUCUUUCUGAAUGGGACACAUUCUUUAAAGGCUGUGAUAAUGACGAGAAAAUGAUAGGAUUUGCCGAUCCUUCAAGCUUGCCUGACAAUCCCGGAUGGCCCCUGCGGAAUUUUUUGGUACUCGUACACCGUCGGUGGAAUGUUCACAAGAUCAAGGUGCUAUGUUACAGGGAGAUUCCUGGAAAAAAAGAUAUCUCGCAAAGUCGUAUUUUAACCGUGGUCUUACCCGAUCCAGUAAAGAUUAAUGAUGAUUGUCCAAAAUCUGUUGGCUGGGAAAAAAACUCCCAGGGAAAACUUGGACCUCGUAUGGCCGACCUUUCGGAUCUAAUGGACCCAAAGAGUGCUUUAACGCUCAGAUUAGCCGAUACCUCAGUUGAUCUAAAUCUAAAAUUAAUGCGAUGGAGGAUUAUCCCGGAACUAAAUCUGGAAAAGAUCAGAGACACAAGAUGUCUAUUGCUUGGUGCUGGAACUCUUGGUUGUUAUGUCGCUAGGGGAUUGCUGGGAUGGGGUGUUCGUGAGAUCACUUUUGUAGACAACGCACGUGUCUCUUACUCCAAUCCCGUCCGACAACCGUUAUUUUUUUUUGAGGACUGUCUGGAAGGUGGAAAACCCAAAGCACAAACUGCGGCCGAAAACUUGAAAAAAGUUUACCCCGGGGUUACAAGUGAAGGAUACGAAUUGAAUAUCCCCAUGCCAGGUCAUUCAAUUUCCUCGGAGGAAAAGACUAAAAGCGAUGUUGAAAAACUCACCCAACUCUUUGAAUCACACGAUGUCAUAUUCUUAUUAAUGGACAGUAGGGAGAGUCGGUGGUUGCCUACGUUACUAGGUGCAACAAUGCGUAAGCUAGUCAUGAACAUCGCGCUAGGUUUUGAUACAUACGUUGUAAUGCGACAUGGUGUAAAAGAUGAUACCGAGGCUCAGGCGACCACCUCAUCUAGUAAAAGCAUUCCAUUAGUAAAGAAACUUGGGUGUUAUUUCUGUAAUGAUGUUGUGGCACCGGUCAAUUCUCUUAAAGAUCGUACACUCGAUCAACAAUGUACAGUAACUCGACCUGGAUUAUCAGCCAUUGCUGCAGCACUUGGUGUUGAAUUGAUGGUUUCUGUCUUACACCACGAUAAAGG
This is a messenger RNA of Acaulospora morrowiae, 1477 nucleotides long. NCBI's taxonomy places the organism in Eukaryota, Fungi, Glomeromycota, Glomeromycetes, Diversisporales, Acaulosporaceae. The record is from the annotation of a GenBank genome assembly.